Molecule: messenger RNA, 1609 nt
Organism: Diospyros lotus (date-plum)
Lineage: Eukaryota; Viridiplantae; Streptophyta; Magnoliopsida; Ericales; Ebenaceae
Product: probable pectate lyase 5
Exons: 4
Coding region: 42-1274 (410 amino acids)
Molecular function (GO): pectate lyase activity
Source: RefSeq, a predicted model, not a curated record
UUUCCUCUCAUUCUCAGUGCUCUUAACUAAUUAAUAUUCCCAUGGCAGCUAAUCCUCUCUUUCAGCUCUUCUUCCUCAUUGCAAUUCUCUCCCUUUCUCCAGUCGUCAUAAUUUCCUCCUCGCCGGCCGUUCAGGACCCCGAGCAAGUGGUUCAAGAAGUGAAUGAGAGAAUCAACAAUGCAACGAGGAGGAAGCUUGGGUUUCUCUCCUGCGGAACCGGCAACCCCAUGGACGAUUGCUGGAGGUGCGAUCCAAACUGGGAGAAGAACCGGCAGCGCCUAGCCGACUGUGCUAUCGGCUUUGGCAAGCACGCCAUUGGCGGCAGAGACGGUAAAAUUUACGUGGUGACCGACGCCGGAGACGACGAUCCUGUGAAUCCGAAGCCGGGGACUCUCCGGUACGCCGUGAUCCAGGACGAGCCGCUCUGGAUCAUAUUCCAGCGCGACAUGGUGAUCAAGCUCAAGGAAGAGUUGAUGAUGAAUUCCUUCAAGACGAUCGACGGCCGGGGAGCCAGCGUCCACAUCGCCGGCGGACCGUGCAUCACGAUCCAGUACGUGACGAACAUCAUAAUACACGGCCUCCACAUUCACGAUUGCAAGCAAGGGGGGAACGCCAACGUGAGGGACUCGCCGGAGCACUACGGGUGGAGGACGGUGUCUGACGGCGACGGGGUGUCGAUCUUCGGCGGGAGCCAUGUCUGGGUGGAUCACUGCUCGUUGGCGAACUGCAACGACGGGCUGGUUGAUGCGAUACAUGGAUCGACAGCCAUCACCAUCUCGAACAAUUAUAUGACGCAACACAACAAGGUGAUGCUAUUGGGGCACAGUGAUACCUAUACGCAGGACAAGAACAUGCAGGUCACCAUCGCCUUCAACCACUUUGGGGAAGGCCUUGUGCAAAGGAUGCCCAGAUGUAGACAUGGUUAUUUUCAUGUGGUGAACAAUGACUAUACCCACUGGGAAAUGUACGCAAUUGGUGGCAGCGCGGCUCCUACAAUCAAUAGCCAAGGCAAUAGGUUUACGGCUCCUAAUGAUCGGUUCAACAAAGAGGUUACGAAACACGAGGAUGCGCCGCAGAGCGAGUGGAAGAACUGGAAUUGGAGAUCUGAAGGAGACCUAAUGCAAAAUGGGGCCUUCUUCAUGCCGAGCGGGGCAGGAGAAAAAUCGUCAAGCUACGCCAAGGCGUCUAGCCUGGGGGCAAGACCCUCUUCCCUGGUGAGCUCAAUAACAUCAGCAGCGGGAGCGCUUGCCUGCAGGAAGAACUCCCGUUGCUGAGGAUCAAUUCUAUACAUUAACUAGCAGCAAAUUAUAAUUAAGGCAAUUAAUUGUUUGUUUGACCUGAUCAUCAUAUAUAGUAUAUAUAUAUAUACUGCAAACAAGCUAAGCCUGUUUCUAAGAAAACCCGGUUGGGAUUGGAAGGAAACAAGAGCUGAAGUGUUGGUGAUAAGUCAAUCAAUACAAGUUCCAGUGUAAAAUUAAUUAAUGUACUACGAUAUAUAUAUAUAUCUAGAGAAACAUAUAAUUGAUAAAUAGUUAUAGCUUGUCGUGUGCAUUGUUAUCCAUGUCAGACAAAUAUCUUCUACUCAAUUCUCUCUAAUUAAUUCCAUGUC